Molecule: messenger RNA, 7116 nt
Organism: Danio rerio (zebrafish)
Lineage: Eukaryota; Metazoa; Chordata; Actinopteri; Cypriniformes; Danionidae
Source: RefSeq, a predicted model, not a curated record
UAGGGUUUACGCCGACGUUGGGGGCGGUGAAGGAGGGGCGACUCUAAUGGCGCAUCGCAGUCCGACAGAUCCUGCUCUCCACAAAUAAACAACAGUAGCGCUUCACGAUCUGGCCUCGUUUGUACUUUUGCCAGUUGCACCGCGCUGCAGCCGCGCAUUGCGCUUUUGCUCAUUGAGCAAACCGCCCGGGCUUCUUCUUAGCGGCUGCUUGGAGCACAGAGGCCCAGAGGAAAGACGGAGGAUCGAUAAUAUGUAACAAGCGACAAAAUGACAUCAAGAUUUAGUAAAACGUACACGCGGAAGGGAGGAGAAGCCAGCUCAAAGUUUGACGAAGUGUUCUCUAACAAGAAAGCUACACUCACCACCAAAUGGGGAGAGUCCACCUACAAGGCGCAUUUGGGCAUCAAACGACCCUCAUUCAAGCCAGAUGUUUCAGAGCUGACCAAACGACCCCGCUUUGAUGAUGACGACAGCUCAGAGGAUCCGUUUGGCUUUGACAGCGAUGAUGAGUCCAAAACAGUCACAUCCAGAGAUACUGCUCAAUCUGAGAUGGACUCGGAUACUGCAGGACCCAAGAAUGAGCAGUUAAAGACCCGGAUGGAAAAGCCCAGCGGGGGGACACUGGUGACCAGUACUUCUUCCUUGGGGAGUAGUACAAACAUCAGCAGAGGGGCGGUUGGCGUGAAUAGCCCAGCUAAAACUUCUCCAGCCUCUUCUUAUGUCACUGGUACUGUAGGAACCUGGAGCAAAUCCAAUGUUACAGUAAGUAAACAGCUCUCCCAGGUCUCCAGCUUGAAGAUCCCAAGUAGAGGCAUCUCCAAUGACUGGGACAGUUUUGGGGAGGACUCUCCUCCUGGAGCCGGUGAGGGCAGUUCUACUCAGACUAGUAACUCUUCUGAUGAGCUCAAGAGUGCAGAGCAGUGCCCUGCUGAACCUGAACCGCCAGUGGAGCAACCUGUUGACUUUGAGCAGCUUCCGCUUCUUAAACCAUCUAGCGACAGAGUGUACAGACGACCACGGGGUAAAGAGACCGAAAGUUCAGCUGCUGGAGAUACAAUUCCUGCUGUGAGUUCGGUGUCAGCUCCUGCACCAGUGAUGAGCAGCAAUGCAGGGGUUGCUGGGAGUUCUGGGGUGAAGCCUCCUGCAGGUCGGGGUAGAGUGAGGGAUUACACCGUUCUUCACCCGUCUUGUGUGUCCGUGUGUAAUGUGACCAUCCAGGACUCCAUUGAAAGGAGCGUGGAUGAUUUUGUUAUGCCAGUGCAAGCUGACAUUGGAGAAGCAGGAACCUUCAGGAGGAAAGCAGACACACAGGCUCCUAAACCUACCAGGUUUAGACCCACUCAGAGCAAAAGUAAAAAGGAGACAAAACUGGAGUUUUUUGGCUUUGAAGAGAACGAGGCUCAGGACGCAGAUGGAGACGCCACUGGCUCUGGCAGCACCAGCUACAAGAUCAAAUACUUUGGUUUUGAUGAUCUGAGUGAGAGUGACAGCGAGGAUGAUGAUGAUUCAGCAGCUAGAGAGAGGAAAAAGAAUAAGAAAGCAGAGGCAGAGGCUUUGUCAACCGGCACAGGAAGUCCACAGUUCAGCGAUUCGCAGGAAAGUCAACAGAGUCAAAGCAGCCUAAGUACAGAUUCUCAGGAGUCACUGGAUGAAACGGGAGCUACGGGUUCACAGAAAGAACGACACAGAAAGCAAAGCAACAAGUCAAAGGAGAUCGGCCGCAAGAUCUUCAGUGGACCAAAAAAAUCUCCUGCUAAAGCUGUAUACAACGCUCGUCACUGGAAUCAGCCUGAGUCGGAGGAAGUUCCAUCUCCUGCUUCUCAUACUGUGGCUGUACCGAAGCCAAGUGCAUCCAGCAGCAGCACAAGCAGCAGCAAAGACACAAAUUCCCAUAAAGAUGAUGGAGUGUUUAAAGCUCCACCGCCUCCACCUAAAGUCAUCAAGUCUGUCACCAUCCCCACUGAGCUGAACCAGGACAUCGUCACUGCACUGAAAUGCAGGAAGGAGCACAAGGAGUUGUAUACAGUGGUCCAACAUGUGAAGCACUUUAAUGAUGUGGUGGAGUUUGGGGAGAAUCAGGAGUUCACAGAUGACUUUGAGUAUCUAGAGACGGGCUUGAAGAGCACACAACCUCUCAACACACGCUGCCUUAGUAUAAUCAGUCUGGCCACACGCUGUGCCAUGCCAAGCUUCCGAAUGCAUCUGAGAGCCAGAGGGAAGGUGGCGCAGGUCUUUAAGAUGCUCAGUGAUGCUCAACAGCACCCGAAUAUGGCUCUCUGCACGGCGUCUCUGAUGUAUAUAUUGAGUCGAGACCGGCUGAAUAUGGAUCUGGAUCGGUCUUGUCUGGAGCUGAUGAUCCGGCUGCUGGAAAUGGAGCAGGACGACUCUGUAGCGGACCAGUUAACAGCUAAAGAGAUGAGCAAAGUAAAAGAGAAAAUCAGGAAACUCUGUGAAACAGUCCACAACAAGCAUCUGGAUCUGGAGAACAUCACAACUGGUCAUUUAGCAAUGGAAACGCUGCUGUCUCUGACGUCGAAGCGAGCUGGAGACUGGUUUAAGGAGGAGCUGCGUUUACUUGGGGGACUGGACCACAUCGUAGAUAAAGUAAAAGAGUGUGUGGAGAACUUGAAUAAAGAAGAAGAUAAAGAGAGUCUAGUGGCGUCACUCUGGGGAGCAGAACGCUGCUUGCGAGUUCUGGAGAGCGUUACAGUUCAUAACCCUGAGAACCAGGCUUAUCUGAUUGCCUACAAAGACUCCCAGCUCAUAAUGUCCUCAGCAAGGGCCCUGCAGCACUGUGAGCAGAUGAUCCAGCGUUACAGCCGAGAGGUCUCUUCAUCAUCGAGCUCUACACUCCCGCAGAGCAGUCACAGUAAUGUGGGCAAAGCCGUGGAGGAUUGCAUGAGAGCCGUGAUCGGAGUUCUGCUCAACCUCACACAUGAUAACGAGUGGGGAAGCACUAAAACAGGAGAGCAGGACGGCCUGAUACUGACCGCUCUGGACUGUGUUCUGAAGGUCCCGCGCUAUUUGCCUCAGGAACAGAGAUUUGAUAUCCGUGUACUGGGUCUGGGUCUACUGAUUAAUCUGGUGGAGUACAGUGCCAGAAACAGAGAGUGUCUGGUGGAGAUGGAGGUGGACAUGAGCUACCUAAUGGAGGCUGAGGCUGUCGUUAAGAUAGAGAACGAUGUGAAGACAGAGGAACAAAAACGCGAUCAAAUGGAAGAAGAAGAAAAGCGAAAAGCGACGCUAAAAUCAUUAAAUGCCUUGGCUGCUCUGGUUCAGCUCUUCCUCGAACGGGAGCGAGCAGCUGUGCUUGCUGAGGCACAGACUGAUGACCUCAUAAGUGAGGCACCCAAAUCUCAGGCAGACCAGAGCGGAGAGUGGCAAGAAACAUCUGGAGAGAUCCAGUGGGUUGCCUCUGAAACCAAUGACACAAAUGACAAGAAAGAGGAGGAAGAAGAAGAGCUCGACCUCAACAAAGCCUUGCAGCAUGCUGGGAAACACAUGGAGGACAGCAUUGUGGCGUCUUACUCAGCUCUUCUGCUUGGGUGUCUCUGUCAGGGGAGUCCGAUGAAUGUGAAAACCGUACGGGAAAAUCUUCCUAAAGGAGAUUUCUCCAUCAUGACUGAAAUGCUGAAGAAAUUCCUUAAUUUUAUGAACCUGACGUGUUCUGUUGGAACCACAGGACAGAAAUCUAUCUCACGGGUGAUUGAUUAUUUGGAGCACUGUUAGCAGAGGUGUCGCAGUUCCCCCUCCUACUCCGUGGGAUAAAUCUGGACCUGGCAAUGUGCCUUAGGCCCUUCAGGACAACAGAAAGCAGAUCUGGUGGUAAAGGUGGCUAAGCAUCGCUACAGAGACUUUCAUGAUUCUUUUCUCUCUCUUUUUUUUUUUUUUUUUUGCUUGUGCUUUUUAUCUUUUUCAAAUGCUGUCUUUGUCAUGCUCACACACAAACACACACUUUCAGCUGUGUGUUUAGCAGAAUAUUUUGUUUUUGAAGCACUGAUGAAAUGAUGAAAACUGUUUGAUCAGAAGUAUAAUUUUAAGCUAGCUGUUCUUGUUUGUAGUGUUGAGAUUUACCCUAAACAGAGUAACUUUAUUGAUAUUUCAAACACUUGAGCUCUGAGGCUUUGUUCACACUGCAGGCAAAUCUGAUUUGGUUUUAAAAUCCUCCUAUUACGACUGACUGUUUGCACAUGAUAUUUGCUCAGAUAGUCUUUUAUCAGCUUUAUUUAUAUUAAUAAUGAUGUAAGCGUAAAUUGUCUUAAGAGAUGUUCUCGCAUCAUAAGUGAUUGUUGUAGCAACUGGAAAUCAUACGCAUCUUGCAUAGUACAGGCAUUUUAAGUAUUCAUGAAUAUACAAUACCCAAAAUCAGUGUUGGAGACAAUAUCAUUCAAAAGUUUGGGGUUGGUAAGAGUUUUAGAAACUAUUAAUUUGAAGAAUUGGACUAUUCACAUCAAAUCUAUAUUUAUUUAAUAAAAAAAAAACUAAAUUUUACAUAUAAUUAAAAUAUUUUUAUGCAAAUAUAUUUUACAGCGUAAUUAAAUCAUGUGGUGCAAAGCUGAAUUUUAAGCGGAUAGUCUUCAGUGUCAAAUAAUCCUUCAGUAAACAUUUAGAAGAAUGGUGCUUUUUAUCAAUAUUUAUCAUUUGUUUUUAUUAAUUAUUUAUUAGGGGUGUACAGAUCACAACCCACAGUUCAGAACGCACAGGGCCCAUGGAAUAAAAACCUUUUUUGAACUUGUAGGUUAAUCCAACAUUUAUAACAAUUGCAGAGAGAUUGCCUCCCGCAUCAUUUAAAUCAUGUGUAUAAAAUCACCUAAAUACUUUCUUAGGUUAUUAAUUAAAGGUGUUUUCUGUCACUGUUUGUUUAGCCUGGAUUAAUGCGUUCAGUGUAAAGAUGCACAAUUAAACAUUCAAAGAUUGUGAUCUCAAUUUAAACCCGCGAAACAUGAAUGAUAAAUGAGAAUGAUUUGCAUGUGUUUAUUAAUCCUUCGAAGCGCUGCAUUUUAAUCUGCGUUUGAUCGAGAGACAUUAAGUUUUUACACUUUUUCAGUUCGUUACAAACAAUUAAAUAACACAGAAAUACUGGAAGAACAGUUUAGAGUUCAUAUAUAAACACUGAUGUUUAUGGUAAAGAUUAAAAUCACCGUUUAAUGGAACUUGAUGCUGGUGAAUGUUGUAGCAAUUACAUUGUGUAACCAAUAAGUGGCGACACACAACCAUCAAAAUGAUGUCACUAAAUAGGUAUUCAAAAAUAAUAUACCUGUAAUGAAAUAUGAAGUUUUAUGUGUGAAUUGGUGAAUCAUUCAUUGAAAAUAAAGAUGAUAUGUUGUACAAGAUUAGAUUUCUAUAUUUAGCAUCAUCAGCAACAGUAGCGAAGAUCAUUUUUCUUAUUGAAUAUGUUCCUUUUUUUCAGCUGGUUCUUUUUUUAUUUUUAUUUUUAAUAAAAUUACAGGUUUUAAGUUCUGUUUGUUAAACCAAUGUUUUUUGCAAUAAUAUUUUAUUAUAAAUGGAAACAAAUGACAUUUGUCUCCUUCCUCUUUUGCUGAUCCUAAAAAUGGUCCGAUCCGUGACUCAAAAACUGUAAUGUGAUCCGAACCGUAAAACUUGUGAUCCGUUACACCACUAUUAUUUAUCAUUUAUUAGUAUUAUUAAUUUAUUACAGACAGUUGUCCUGAUUAAUAUUUAUGUGGAAACAAUGUUCAGAAUUGUAUGAAAUCAGGAUUUGUUUUUUUGAUGAAUGAAAAUUCGCAAGUACAAGAUUUUAAAUGGUGAGAAUAAAGUGGCAGUAAAUGUUGAUGUAUUUUUAAACCCAAUAUCUUGUUGAAUUGAUUCAUUAUUAACUAAAUCCCAUUCUUUUGAAAGGUAUUGUAUAUAAUUUCAUGAAUAAAAAAUAUGAAUAGGUUAAUAAAAAUAGGUUAAGAAAAUAUGCAAAGUUUGCCCAAGAUGCCUGAUGAACCAAAGACAUUCCAAACAUUAAAAAACAAAUUAUGCAUUAAUCAGAUUAAGUAGAUUUUGUGUGUGUGUGUGUGAUUUAAUAAAAUUAAUGAAUUCCUCGAGUGGAUUCUUUUAAUAUUCUGUGGAGUCCUGCUUGAAGAAUAAUUUAUGGCCAUGUCUAACAUAUAAAUUGAACUCAAGCUUUUAUGUUUGAUUUCUUAAAGAAACACUUCACAGUGAUGACAGUAAGCAAGACAUUUUGAUUGUUUUUACCUGAAUAUCUCGGGAGGAUUGCUGUUUUCUGUUUUUUUUAUGGCUUCUUUGAUCAUCCACUGGCUUUUGUAGUUUUACAUUUUCUCUGUGUGAAGAAUAAUCACUUUACCAGUGAUUAAAAAACAUUACAGGUUAUUUCUUUUGUUUUUAUUCUGUUUAUUUAAUUAGUUUGGUAGGCUGUGCUGUGUGAGCCCCAUUUUAGAAUUGAAAAGGAAAAAAAAGACAGCACUUGAAAGUAGUUGAUGUUUGGUGGGUUUAUAAAGAAGUCCAUCAAAAUGCUCAUCCGCUGUUAAUUUAAUGAUAUUAUGGUUUUAAUGUAAUGGGACGAUUGAGGUUUUGUUGUUUUAUAAUUUUAUGAAAAGUUUUUCUUUACCUUUUGAUGUGAUCCAGGACAACUUGUUUCUUUCAUCUCAUUUUAUUUCCACCCUGUCUUUGUCUGCAAAAUGGCUGGAAGCUGCUGAAAGAGAAAAGAGAAAACAAAACAGUGCAUCCUUUUUUUCAGACUGAACGAAGCAAAAGUGUCCUCUAUUCCUUUCAGAUCCUUGCUGAAGCAGAGCCAUAUGGAGUAAAGCUUGUUCUAUUUUGUAAAGCUAAAGCAAGUUUUACUAUAAGUUAAUUUACUGAUCUGAAUUUGGAUGAUUUUUUUUCUUUUAAUUGUAAAUAUUUCUGUACAUAUUUCAUGUAAGACUGCUAGAAUACUUCCACCAAACCUGAAUAUUCUUUAUUUUAUACUUUCCCACCCUUUUAUUGCAUUAUUUUUAGAUAAAAAAAGUACAAUUACAAGAAAUAUAUAAAUAUUAUAUAUAAAUAUAUAUAUUAAAGGAAAAACUAUUUGUACCAUUUUUCCAGGAUGUUGUCUUUGGUUACAAUGUAAAUAAUUUUACCUUGAAUAAAUACUUGCUACUUUCGGUA